UAUGGCACAGAUAAGCAGCUGGUUUAUAGGAAUUUUAUUCUUUUCAUCUUUAUGUUACGUUUCUUAUGGUGGUACCUGUUCAAGACGGAAAGCCGUAUGGUAUACAGUAAGCGUGUGCACUCAUAGUUGUUGGUGGUGGUGUUGCGGGCGUAGAAAUGUUUGGAGAGUUUACUAUACAUAUGAAAGUUACUGCUGUCCUGGAUGGAAGGGAUAUUAUUGUAACACACCUAUUUGUAGCCCGUCGUGUCGGAAUGGCGGUAGAUGUACCAGCCCGUUUAAAUGUUCUUGUCCUAGUGGUUAUACAGGAGAUAUAUGUUCAGGCUUAUCUGAUUGCUCUUACAACAAACCUUGUUAUCCAGGAAGGUGUUAUGGCGGUAGUGGGUGUAGUUGCACUAAUGGAUUCGGUGGCAGAAGUUGUUUAGAACUAAAGAGCAAAAAGUUUAAACCACUAAUUGAGAGGAUUAAUUCAACUUUCACUUACCACAGUUUUACAAACAAUAAAGAUGUUUACGACUACAUGGCCGAUGCGACAAAUAGAACUGAUGGUGAUGUUGUGUGGACAAAUCAAAAUAAAUUCAACCAAUUAGAAUUUGAUCUGGAAGCCUACGUAGAUACUAAAACUGUUUUUCCUGACAAUCCACCUGUACCUACAUACAUAAUAGAAACCAAAUUGGGUAUUGUAGCUGCAAGUGUUAAAAUCAUUCAUGAAAAACUGAGAAGAGGUGGGAUAUAUACAGCAAAGGAAGAGACCUUUUCUUGUCCAGGUGUAUCAACUGGGAAACCCAUCAGUGACAAUCGUUUGAAGUGCUACAAAAAAGAAUCAUAUAUAAUUCAGUUUGACUCUGGAGACAGGUAUAAAUUAAAAUAUUCAAUAACAACUGGUGGAUAUAGGAAGCUUAGAAACACCAAUUAUGGGAGUUAUUUGAGAACGGAAACGUACUCUGGUAUAAGCGAAGAAAACUCCAUGGAAUUCUGGUUUGACUAUGAUGAACCAAACCAUUGCAUAGAAAAGGACAAUUGUACUUCAAAUGAAAUUCCAUUGCAGUUGCAAGAUAUAACUAAGUCACCAAUUUCACCAAAAUGGUCUGGAUGGUUUGACAAGCUAUCGGGGAUAGGAAAAUAUGUCAUAGAAAUUUGGAAAAUGGAGUAUAGCAUCGAUUAUACAGGUUUAAGAGAACCAGAUAUAACAACAAACUUCAAUCCAGUUCCGGAUUAUAUAAAGGAAAUACUUCCUGAGAACCCCAUAAAGUUUCCUACGUACAAACCAAUAGAUCCAGGUGUUUAUUCUGUUAUUAUAGAAGUUAAUGAUAGAGCGAAUAAUUCUAAAUAUGCCAGAAGAUUUGUCAUUUAUGACAACACGUCAAAAAUAAUUACCAGUGAAAUUCAUCGCUUGUAUGCAACUUCUGCAUCCAAUGAAACGCAUUUCUUUUGGAUGACGAAGUUUAGUCCACACAUUGAUGUGUCAUGGACUAAUCAUUUUUUAAACAACGUGCACGAAAAGGGUCAUUUUCUGACCAAGAUUUUAGACUAUACACCAAGACUGAGUGAUAAUAUAAGUAGAGUCGAUUACAAGAAAAUCCUACCGAUAUUUGAUGACACUGAGGGCGUCAGAAAUAAAACGGCUAUUAAAAACAUAAACUCCAUUGUACGAUUUGAAACCAGGCAUGGAAAAGUCAGCACAGAUAUACCACAAAACGGAUGGGUUCCCGUUAUUCCUCUUCGGGAAAAUUUUACCUUUAAGCUAGAUGGAAUUGAUAUAGAAGAUGGAGAUUCUCACCAAUUUUGGGUUCGAGCAUUUGAUAUCAUGGGUAAUACAAAAGUGGACUCUACCGUUAUUCAUUUUGAUAGCAGUGAACCUUUUGUAUACGAACCAAUGAUAGAUCUUAACAUAAAAGAUGGAAAGUAUCCUUUCUCUAGCAGUGUUGUUGUGUCUGCCAAGGAUGAACACAGUGGUAUAAAGAAAGUGUCAUUUAAAUUCAAAGUAAACAAAACAGAGGAGGUCAGAAGCGAGCAUACGUUUGACAUACAAACAAAGACACGAGAAUACUGCGAAAAACUACCAAAAGAGUGUUACUGUGUUCGGAUGGAUGAUUGUUUCAUGAUAGACACACAACUUGAAAUUAACAAUUGUUGGAUGAAAGUUCCAAUUGGUGACAUUGCAAAUGAUGUUUAUUUACUUGAAGUUUCGGUGUUUAACUCUGCAAUGCUUCAAUCAAGCAUUACAAAAAAGAUUGGAAUGGUUAAAAACAUUAAUGGUGUUCAAGACUAUUUCAGUCCUUCGAAUAUAACCGUUUUAAAAGCAACAGGUACCAGUGUCAGCAUUCAAUGGAUUCAAGCCCCAACAUGUUAUGAAAGGGCAGGGAUAUCGAUUAUUCUUGUGCGUCCAGAUAAUUCGACAAAGGUUUUUAAGGUUCAUAAAGAGGCAACAACAUUUGACCUAACAGGCUUAUCAGCAACAACGUCAUACUGGUUUAACAUGACAACCAAUUACGGAAAUGAUACUCACUUUGUCAGCAGUUCUGUUCCGACAAAAUUUUCAUUUGUUACUACCGAAGAAGAUCUUGGACUAUCGGGCGGUGGAGUUGGUGGACUAGUAACAGGCUUUCUUAUAAUCCUGAUUGCUGUUAUUGCCGUGCUAGUCUUUCUUGGAAGAACAGGUAGAUUACAGCCUGCUAAACAACAAGUUACUGCAGGUAUACGCACAAUUCGAAAUACCAUAAGAGUACGUGGUACAAGUAGUGGGCUGAAUAACCGUGCUUUUAUUUCAAAAGAAGAUGAUGACAUAUAUUUCUACGGUGGUAUGGAUACCAAAGGAGAGAAAUCUUGGGUUUUGUCUAGAAAGGAUGUUUCUUUAGAAUCAGAGCUUACACAGGGACGAUUUGCAAUCAUAUAUUUAGCACAAUACUAUACACAUCAAGAAGCUAAAACAGUUGUUGCUAAAACCCUGAAAGAUGACCAGAAUGAGGAAAAUGUGGUAAAAAUGAGAGCGAAGAUAAAUUUUUAUGCGACAAAAGUGGGACAUCACAAAAAUAUCUUGGAUUUCAUCGGAUCAGUUGAAGAUGAUGUCCGUGGUCCAAUGAUGAUUCUAGAAUAUUGUUCGAAAGGAGUGUUGAAAGAAUUUCUUGAGUCUGCUAGAUUAAAUGUUACGGUAGAAUUAGAGGAGAGAUUGUUCCGAAUGGCGUUUGGUAUUUGUAACGGAAUGGAUUAUUUGGCCUCUAACAAAGUAGUACACAGACGACUUGCUGUACGUAAUGUGUUACUCAAUGAUCUGCAUGAACCGAAACUUACUGGAUUUGGUCCUGAUCCAGAAGCAAAUCUAGAGGAAGAUGCGAAAAACACUGAAAGAGUACCGGUCAAAUGGAUGGCCCCAGAGUGUAUGAAAACCACAGCAUACGCAAAUGAAUUGAGUGAUGUUUGGUCCUUUGGCAUCGUUAUGUGGGAAAUAUUUUCUCUCGGUGAGACUCCGUAUCCAGGUGUGCAAAGUAGAGAUGUUCCGGGUAUGGUCAAACGUGGCUAUAAAAUGAAGAAACCAGAGCAUUGCGAUGAUGUGUUCUACAAAAUCAUGCUGAAGUGUUGGCACUAUGAUCCUCGUAAGCGAGCUGGAUUUUCUCAGAUCAAGGAGGAAUUGAAUAACCUAUUUACAGAAGCGCCUGGUGAUGACUACUACUACAGAACAAAUGAAUUAUGAUUUGAUGUUGCUUUGCGUUUAAUACACUAUAUAGCUUUAAAUCCAAACUUUAAAUUAGUAGACAAGAUAUGACCCUUAUUAACAAAAACAAAAAUUUUACAUAUUAUUUUCCCAUUUUUGUAUUGCUUAUGCAAGGUGAAAGUCCGUAACUAGUAAUCUUACUGAGGAUUUACCUUUCCCCAUUUUGACCAUGGACUGCGAUAUUAUUUCUUUAUUCAAUAGCUUUUAUAAUUUUCUUUUUUCAGUGUCCAAAAAACUGAAUUUAAAUAGUAUUGUUUUGCUUGAAGUAUAAUUGCUUAAAUAAAAUAUUUUCUACUUUA
Molecule: messenger RNA, 4008 nt
Organism: Mytilus californianus (California mussel)
Lineage: Eukaryota; Metazoa; Mollusca; Bivalvia; Mytilida; Mytilidae
Exons: 22
Coding region: 2-3688 (1228 amino acids)
Biological process (GO): multicellular organism development; protein phosphorylation; cell surface receptor protein tyrosine kinase signaling pathway
Cellular component (GO): signaling receptor complex
Molecular function (GO): transmembrane receptor protein tyrosine kinase activity; ATP binding; protein binding
Source: RefSeq, a predicted model, not a curated record